AUGGGUGCAGUUGCACGCCAGUCAGUUUUGCUUUGUGUUUUUUACUUUUUAGAUUUAAUUGAUUCAAAAUUAUUUUUAGUUUUACAACUAGAAGAUAUCGAAAUAAAUGAUUGCAUCAAAACUGCGCUUGCCUUUGAUAAAACACUGAAUGAUUUUGUGAAUACCGUUCUACCACUGAAUGGUGUUCGACAAUUUCUUGAAUGGUAA
Messenger RNA from Dracunculus medinensis (Guinea worm), 207 nucleotides. NCBI's taxonomy places the organism in Eukaryota, Metazoa, Nematoda, Chromadorea, Rhabditida, Dracunculidae. The record is from the annotation of a GenBank genome assembly.